Molecule: messenger RNA, 4513 nt
Organism: Astrephomene gubernaculifera
Lineage: Eukaryota; Viridiplantae; Chlorophyta; Chlorophyceae; Chlamydomonadales; Astrephomenaceae
Source: the annotation of a GenBank genome assembly
CCUUGAUCUACUUUCUAUUUUUCACAACAUAACACUAAAGGGAGGCCAGGGCUCCGUAACAUCCUUCAUUGCUGGUUCUUCUGGCGUCCUGGGAAAGCAGCAUAGCCGCAGACGGCCGCCCUCAUUGUCGCGCUCGCACAGCCUUGUUUGGGACAAAGUAUAUCCAAGAAUACGAAAAACCACGUUUAUUUGAAGUCAUAGUUUUCCUCAAAAGUUUCCUCGGGAACCUUUCAACUUGCGAUUGCUGACCUCGCGCGGGGUCCUAGCUUUUGCUCUCAACCUAUUCGAACUAUAAACAUGAAGCGGAAGGCUGAUGGCGCGGAGUUUGGCCCCCCUGGCGGUGGUAGAGGCCGGGGCAGAGGGCCACCCCGUUAUGGCCAAGGCCCCAUGGGAGGGCGCGGCGGUCCCUAUGAGCCGGACAUCAUGCAUGGUCCCCCGCCGCCUCGGGGUAUGCCCAUGAUUCCCCCACCCGGCCCCGCUGGCGCCAUGCCCGCCCCCGCGCUGGUCCCUCUCCCCGACGAGCCGAUCAUGCUGCAAGAGGUGCUACUCUCAAAGCGCCUGGCGGGCGUGCUCAUCGGCACGGGCGGCAGCAAUGUGUCAAUUGUGCGUCGUGAGUCCCGGUGCAAGGUACACGUCUCGGAGGCUCGCGGCCCCGAGCAGAUGCAGGCGGUGGAGCUGACAGGCACCGAGAAGCAGAUCUCUGCGGCCGUUGCUGCCAUCCGCCGCAUCUUGGCGGAGUACGACCCCGAGCACAAGGUGGACAUGAAGCCCAGCGUGGAGACGACGGUGGAGAUUUUCCCCGAGAUGGUCGGCUCGGUGCUCGGCAAGGCGGGUGCCACCAUCAAGGUCAUCCGCCAGAAGUCCGGCGCGCACGUCCGUGUGGAAGACCUGCAGCCCGGGGAGCGCAUGCAGCUGGUGCUCAUCAGCGGCUCCAUCGAGCAGGUCAAGAUCGCGUACAUGGAGGUCAAGGGCAUCAUCGACCGCUUCGACCCGUCCAAGGUCAAGGGCGGAGUUGCGCCCAUGAUGCCUCCCGGCCCGCCCGGCCCGCGCGGCGCCAUGCACCCGCACGGCCCCGGCGGCCGCUACGGCCCCCCUGGCCCUGACGACCGCUUCGGGCCCCACGACCCCCGCGCCAGGGCGCCCGGACCCGGACCCGAGUGGUACGAGGACGGUUACGACUACCCGCCGGGCCCAGAGGGGCCGCCGUUCGGACCCAUGGGACGCAUGGACGGCGCCGGACCCCGGCCUGGUGGCCGUCCCGGCGCUCCCGGGCCUUACGGGCCGAUGCGUGGGAGCCCUCCUCCGGGUGCGGGUGGUCGCUACGGUCCCAUGGGUCCUGACGGCGCGCCGGUGGGGGCUCCUCAGCGUGGGGAGAUGGGUCCCGGAGGUUACGGCGGGGGACCGGGUCCGGAGAGCGGCUACCGGGGGGGGGCUGGCGGGUAUGGUGGCGGCCCCGUGCAAGACCCACGCAUGGCUCCUGGCGGCACCAACGGUGUCGCUGCCCAGCCUCAGCCAGCUGCGCAGCCCUACCCCGCGCAGCCCACUGUCGUGCAGCUGCCGGCGCAGCAGGUGCCCGCGCAGCCGGCCGCCGGGGUGGGCCAGGUGGGCCCUGUGGUGCUCAUGCUGCAGCCCGACGGCACCUACAAGCCCGCGCAGGUGGUGCUGUACAACCCCGCGGCGCCGCAAGCCAACGUGGCGGCCCCCCAGGCGAUGCAGCUGAUGCAGCAGCCGCAGGUGCAGCAGGUGGGCAUGGCGGCGGCUGCGGCGCCGGGAGCUCAGCAGCUGACCGCUGUGACCAUGCCGUCCGGCCAGGUUGUGUACAGCACCGCCGGCGGCGCUAUGUUCGACGCCAGCGCGCUGAGCCAGCUCUCCUCCUCCAUCACCGCAUUUGCGCAGCAUGCGCAGCACGACACGCAGCACCACCAGCAGCAGCAGGCUGUGGCGUCCGCAGCGCCGGCCGCCGCUGCGGUGCCCGCGGCCCCCACCGCCGCGCCUGUGAACUACGGCAUGUACGCCGCUCAGGCGCAGCAGCAGCAGCAGCCCAACCAAGCGCAACCUCAGCAGCCCCAACAAGCGCAGCAGCAGCAACAGGCCGCAACCGCCCCGCAACAGCAACAACAACAACCGCAGGCCCAGACGCAGCAGCAGCAGCAAACCGCGGCAUCGGCUUACGGCGCCUACGGUCAGACGAUGGCGACCGCGUCCAUGUAUCCGGGGAUGGUGGGUGUGGCCGGGGGCUACAACAUGACUGCAGAGCAAAUGCAGGCUUACAUGAGGGGGCAAUAUGGGGCGGCGCAGCAGCAGCAAGCCGUGCACCAGGCGUAUAACCCGUAUGCGGCUUACCCGCAGUACGCGCAAAUGUACGCUCAGGCCCAGCAGCAAACACAGGCCGGACAGCAGAAACCUGGUCAGGGUGACUCAGCGCAAGCCGCGGCGGGUGGCGCGGCAGCGCAGCAGCCUCAGCAGGCCGGGCAGCAGGGUGGGAUGGUGAAGCCGGAACAGCAAGGUCAAACGGCCCCCCAGGCAGCACAGACCCAAUCAGCGGCUGCGCAGCAGGCCCAAUACCCGUACCAGUAUAACACUGCCGCGUAAAUGCCCUUUCCUUUGGCUCCCUUGUUACCCUUGAAAGCAAACCGGUGUUCAGCCGGAGUAGGUAACUCUGGCGUGAAGGUUCAGGCAUCCACCACGCAUCCAUCAACGCCUCAAAGGGCAAAGGAAGGACGGGAAACGAUAGCGCCAACGCUUUGGGAUUGCCUCUGCUUGGACAAGGUAACUCUAACUACCUCGAAGAACUGGAGGAAAGCACACAAGGAUACGCGGCUGCUGGUUUGUUAAGUGUUCGGCUCUUGACGAAGGUUUGGGGGGGGGCAUGUAGUAACGGGAGAACUUUCUGCGGUUACUGGGGCAAAACGUAAGUGGAAGGUUUUAAAAGGUACGGCUGAAAGCACGCCAGCGAGCUUACGGGUCAGUCGUUAGCAUGGACGUAUGCCUUGCGUGUGCCUAAAUUAUUUCUAGGCGCUUUAAUCUUUUGGCGUGUGUUGGUUACUUCGCAGUAUGGCCCAGUGCAGCGAAUGCUUGGCACGUUGCUCCUUGUCUCGGAAGUGUGUGAAAUGGGAAUAACGUUUAACAUUUGAAGCACCUAGAAAACCAUGGCAGGGGUACCCAGCAUCCGCAGGGCCUUCUGCAAAUCAUCUAGGGGUGUCAUCGGUCACGAAAAUAGUCAAGUCUGUCUCGUAAAGUCGGAAGUAAAGUCGGGAUUAACCGCCCACCUUGGGGCACUACGUGUAGUUUGAUGUUUGUGUUUGAAGGAAGCGUGCAGAUGUCGUUUAUAACCCGGGAAAGGCGUGGAAAGGGCUGCUUGAGAAAGCUGAAGACAGCUGUGAAGCGCCUGGAGAAACGGCAAUAAAUUGUAAAUGGAGCAAAUGUGAAGUAUCAACAAGUUAACCCUCGGCGGGUUUUCUGCGAUAAUGCGUAUCCGGGUACGACGUGCGACAUACAGGGCCCUUCUUUUGAAACGGGAACGUGUUUGCUUCAUGAACAUUACGCAGGCUAGGGAAUCCCCUUGUACUGAACGACAACUGUCAACCAGGUUAGCCUUGUUAAGAUACACCGUGCCUUUUUAGGUUGUGUGCAUGUUGUUUGCGCGUAUGUCACAUGGGUAAGGGUGGGUUUCCGAGGUUCGGGGUGCCACGUGCGAUUGUCUCGUGUCAACUAUGAAGUCUGUUGCAUGCUUGUUGGUAUCAGCGUGUUCACCACCUUCCUAGUGUGCCAGCCGCAGCUACAUACCGCACCAGGAAAUGUCAAACAUGGGCAGCCUCGCCUACGUAAAACUCCCACUUGGGCACACAAUACCGGUAAACCUUACGAUUGUAACCCAUGCGAAGUCCCAAAGGGCUCUCGAUCAUUAACUGCACUGGUAGUUCUGUCCACCCCUCUGCUGAACACUGCGUGCAGACCCCACGGUUUCGGCCCACCAGCAGCUCACGGUCAGCACAAAACCGGCGGUCACUUAAUUUUGGUCACAGUUCAAUGGAUGUGGCUUAAUGGGCCUGCCUUCGUGCCCCUAACAAUGGCCUUUUGGGAGAGUGUCCGCCUGCCCGCAGGCGUGCCACACGCAGCCGCCGGAGGAGUGGAGGAGCGGCUCAGGGAGGGAGGGCAGUCCGCGGCACCUAUCCGUGGCUGAGAACACAGCGGUAUGGUCAGGGCUGGUGAGCCCUAGGCACUUGCAUGCGCUCUACUGUAACCCGCUGCAUGCUCCUCAUUGCCGCAAUACCUCUUCAUGAAGGGCCUGACGCGGAUGAUGCAUCUGCCACAUAUGCUGCUAGGGCUUGGUCGCGUUUUAUUCUGUCUCUUUGCGCUGCUAUCUCUUCAUAUAUGCCUUGCUUAUGUGUCGCUUGUGAGCACGUAGGAUAGGGGUACUGCCGUAAACCCCUGCAUGUCCUGUUGUUACCGUUCGGUGCAUUUGAUAGCAUUUUUUACGCGUGGACUGUGACAAAUGGGUUCUUGCUACAUA